This is a messenger RNA of Aspergillus homomorphus CBS 101889, 1497 nucleotides long. RefSeq names its product opsin family protein. The coding region runs from base 393 to 1298 and encodes 301 amino acids. Lineage: Eukaryota; Fungi; Ascomycota; Eurotiomycetes; Eurotiales; Aspergillaceae. The record is from RefSeq and is a predicted model, not a curated record. Gene Ontology annotation, cellular component: endoplasmic reticulum; plasma membrane. The transcript is spliced from 5 exons.
CCCCAGCCUUGGUUCAUCUCGUCUCCUCUCGUCUCCUCUUCCUGGAGCUGCCAGUCGGAGCUGCUGGUCUCCUCACCCAAUGACUUCUCUGUGACACUCUCCCCCUCCCUGUCUGUUGGUCCUGAUUGGAUUCCUGCUUCGACCUCGACUUCCAUGACGACAGCAGCGAGGUCAGCAUGACGACUGCUGCUUGCGAUGGUUUCAGAUUCCAUCCCCGGCCACGAAGCUGUGCGUUCUCGUAUAUAGCCUCCGCCUUCCUCACUGUUGCUACUGCUUUCCAUCCCCGCACCCGCUCGCCUUAUCGAUAACCAGCUCUUCCAUCACCAUCAUCACCAUCGCCUUCACCAUCACCGUCACCAUCACACAACUGUCAGCUGUCAACCGACUUCACCAUGAUCGAGACACUCCUCAAGGAGACUUGGCCUGUGCCUAGUCCGACCUCGACCGUGGCGCCCAUCCCCACUGUGGUGCCCGGCAACGAACCCAUCUUCCAGGAGAUCCACGAUACCGGCAAGCGGACAUUAUGGGUGGUCACCGUGCUGAUGGCCCUUUCCUCGCUCGUAUUCUACGUCUUGGGAGCUCGUGUACCACUGACCAAACGCGUCUUCCACACGCUCGUCUCCCUGUCCGCCACCAUCUCGUUCAUCGUCUACCUGGCGCUGGCCACGGGCGGCGGCAUGACCUGGAAGCUUGACACGGUCAAGCUGCACAACAAGCACGUCCCGAACACGCACCAGGACUACUUCCGCCAGGUGUUGUGGCUGCGCUACGUGCUGUGGUUCCUGACCGAGCCGCUCAGCCUGCUCAGCCUGAGCCUGCUGUCGGGGCUGCCCGGCGCACACCUGCUGGUGGCCAUCGCCGCCGACUUCGUCAUGCUGAGCUCGGGCCUGCUGGGCACCUUCGCCGGCCACACCUCGCGCCGCUGGGUGUGGUUCACCAUCAGCGCCAUCGGCUAUCUGACCACCGUCUACCACAUCAGCGUCAACGGCGCCCGCGCCGCCAGCAACAAGGAUAACCAGACCCGCAAAUUCUUCGGCACCAUCUCCGGCGUGACUCUGCUGGUCAAGGUUCUGUUCCCUGUUACCAUCGCGGCUGGAGCUCUCGCGCUCAAGAUUAAUGUCGACGUCGAGACGAUCCUGUUCGCCAUCUACGAUAUCUUCUCCCAGGGCCUGAUCGGCUACUGGCUGAUUAUUGCGCACGACAGCGCCCCCGGAAUCACUCUGAACGUGGACGGCUUCUGGUCUCAGGGCGUCGGCAACGAGGGCGCCAUCCGUAUCGGUGAGGAUAACGGGGCCUAAUGUCGUGUUGACGAUAGGGCUGAGUGUCAAGAGGAUCUCCGGAUCGUCUUGGCUACAGUGUGACAAUCAGAUGUAGUUGAUGACUGCAGGCCGGGUGUAAACCUGGCGUUAUGACUUGACGUACUACGUACUGUGCUGUGAACUUUCCUAAUGUCUGGGGUCCAAGUAUGAGUAUGAUUGCAAAGCAAGGAUGCGACAG